AUGUCAUCACCUUCCAGCCCAACGAUUAAUUACUUUUCCAUGCUAAGACUGACCCAAAAGGGAUUGAAGUCACCAACAAAGAUUCGAUCGGCACCUGUAUCACCGAUACAUUCUGAACCUGUAUCACCUAUAAGUGACGAAGCCGAUACCUAUUUCCCUUCGGUUCCUGCUCCAUCGCCACAGUGUCGCAUCAGACGUAGAUUCACUGUACCUUCUUCUUGGUCAAAUUUCUCUUCGUCUUCGCCAUACAGGAUGGACUCUACUGCCGUAGAUGGUCUAGUGCCAACCGCCUUGGUACACGGUGUACCUAUGUUGAAGAUUUCCAGUAGGAAAAUGAAACAAGUCAUCAUACGUAUUCGAAAUGGUGGAAUAUCAUGGUCGAGUAAGAAAGACAAUACUGUGUUAAUUAGCGAAGUUCGAGAUCUACGAUUAGGACAGCCACCCUCUGACACAUAUAACAGUUCAAGGUGGAUAACGAUUGUUUACGUUCGUGGAACUCAAUGGAAAGUUUUACACAUGGUUGCUUUAACCGAUGAAAUUUAUGGAUUAUGGGUACAAACUUUGAAAUCAUUAGUAUCAAUAUCUACAGAUAGACAUAUAACGGAUAUCACCCCUGCAGAUCCUGAUUUGAUUUGGAUAAGACAGUUGUGGCCUAUAGGUUCCAAAGUGAUUGAUUCAGUUCAAGUUGAAGCUUUAUGUAAUCAAAUUGGUUUACAAAUCCCUGAUAUAGUUAAGAAAUCUUAUAUCGGUUCAAUUGACAUUGCGACUUUUCAUCAAUUGAUCAAAGAUUGUCAAACCAGACCUGAGAUUGCAAAGAUUUAUAAUGAAUUGACCGAGGAAGGUUCAUUAGAUCGCGAUAAAGUUGAUCGAUUCUUGAAGGAAACUCAAAACUUGUCGAACCCAGAAGGGAUUUUUGAGAAAUUCAGAUCCAAGACCCAAUCUGAUCAAGAUAUCUGGUCACUAGCAUCUUUGACUGAAUUUCUUUGCUCGCCGGAUAAUGCAACUACUGUUCAACAAGAUAUGACUCACCCCAUCCAACAUUACUAUAUAUCAAGUUCACAUAAUACUUAUUUGGUGGGCGAACAAUGGAGAGGUGAAAGUACAGUUGAAGGUUAUAUAAGAGUCCUGCUCGCUGGAUGUCGAUGUGUUGAGAUGGACGUUCAAUCUGGUGAUAAUGAACCAGUUGUGUAUCAUCGUAAAACACUUACUUCAAGUGUAUCAGUCAGGGAUAUCUGCCGAGCUAUAAAUCAAUAUGCUUUCGUCGCGUCUCCUUACCCCGUAAUCAUUUCUGCUGAGAUCCACUGUUCAUUGGAACAACAACAUCGACUCGCGAACAUUUUAACUGAAGUUUUCGGAGAUAAAUUAGUGACUGCUCCGAUCUCGGGAGAAUACAACGAUCUACCUAGUCCUGAACAGCUCAAGAACCGCAUAUUAUUCAAGGCGAAACCACCUAAACCUGAAGCGAGAUCGCCUAGAUUAUCAGCAACUUUUUCUUCACCUGAUUCAGCUACAUCAUCCACUGACACCGAUUCUGGAUUUGCCAGAUUGACAAGAAGGUUGUCAAUCUCAAGUAACAAUAGUAACCAUAACGGUAAAAAUGAAAAACCAGAUACGUUUUCUAAUCAAUUAUUAGAUCUAUUGGUCUAUACAACCGGAGUGAAAUAUAAAGGAUUUUCAAAAUUGAUUGAAUAUGAAAUGAAUGAACAAUUCAGUGUAUCUGAUAGGACUGCAAUCAAGAUCGCGAAAGAUAAUGGAGGUGAAAAUAAAAAUGAUUGGAUCAAACAUAAUUUUAAUCAUAUAUCAAGAGUUUAUCCUAGAGGUACUAAAUUGACUUCAUCCAAUUAUGAUCCUACGAUCGCAUGGAGUGCAGGUUGCCAGUUAGUUGCAUUAAACUGGCAAACAUUAGAUGAAGGCACCUUGCUGAAUCAUGGAAUGUUCCAUUCAUCAAAUGGAUAUAUAUUGAAACCAAUCGCAUUAAGACAAAAAGUCAUAGAAAUAUCUACUAGAUAUCGAAUAACCAUCCAAAUCAUCUCAGGUCAAAGAAUGCCUUUAUCACCUGAUUUAUACGUUGAAGUGACUUUGAAACCAAGUUCGAAUCGUUCUUCAUGGUCAUCGACAUCCGCUUCUUCUGGAUCUUCUAGAAUUCCUGGAUCAUCAUCAUCAUCAUCGACACCAUCAUCAGCAUCAUCACCUUCCACACCAGUAUCACCUUUGACUUCUUAUUCAAACUCCAACUCGAGUCAUAGUAACAAUUCAACGCCAUCAAGUCCAACAUUUCGUAAAACUAAAACAUCAAGAGGAAUAACAUUGAAUCCAAAUUGGGAUGAAACGUUUAAAUUUGAUAUCAAAGUAUUACCUUCGAAUUUAAUGAUAAAUUUCAUCCAUAUGGAAAUCAAAACUGCAUCAUCAUCCUCAUCAUCCUCAUCAUCAAAUGGGAAUGGGAACGGCAACGGCAACGGCUCAUUGUUAGCGCAAUAUAUCAAACCUAUCUCAUUAUGUCCAAAAGGUUUUCACCAUUUGCCUUUAUAUGAUCCCAUGAUGAGCAAAUAUGUUUUCGCCACUUUAUUCACCAAGAUUGAUGUUGAAGAAAUUUUGGGUAAUUGA
Molecule: messenger RNA, 2604 nt
Organism: Kwoniella shivajii
Lineage: Eukaryota; Fungi; Basidiomycota; Tremellomycetes; Tremellales; Cryptococcaceae
Exons: 7
Coding region: 1-2604 (867 amino acids)
Biological process (GO): phosphatidylinositol-mediated signaling; lipid metabolic process; release of sequestered calcium ion into cytosol
Molecular function (GO): phosphatidylinositol-4,5-bisphosphate phospholipase C activity
Source: RefSeq, a predicted model, not a curated record